Molecule: messenger RNA, 766 nt
Organism: Haliotis rubra (blacklip abalone)
Lineage: Eukaryota; Metazoa; Mollusca; Gastropoda; Lepetellida; Haliotidae
Exons: 5
Coding region: 86-760 (224 amino acids)
Molecular function (GO): nucleic acid binding
Source: RefSeq, a predicted model, not a curated record
UAUCUACAACAUAACCUAAUCAUAUAUGUUUGCCUAUUUAGAACAAUCACUACAAUUAUAUUAAUCGAUAUCAUGAAAUAGCAUCAUGUUGAAACGUGAUUUUAUGAUCUUUCAGAGUGAGUUACAAGGAAGUGGUUGUUGUCUUGGCUACAGGAGCAUGACGGAACGUUUGCGUAAUGUGCACGGUUUGAGGGUUCCUAGGGACUACGUUAUGAAGCUUUUAAGGGUCAUGGACCCCGACAGGGUUGCAGUUCGAAGAUCUCGCCGCUUUACACGGCGUUUAUAUCACAACAAAGGGCCAAAUUAUCUCAUACACAUCGAUGGCUACGACAAACUGAAACCAUUUGGGUUUGCUAUCCAUGGUGCAAUAUGUGGCUAUUCGAGAAGAAUACUAUGUCUAAAAGUAGGGAGGAGCAACAACCACCCAUACACUGUCGCCCGUUUCUUCAUGGAAUAUGUUGAAAGUAUUGGAGGCGUUCCACGAUGCAUAAGAGCUGACCGAGGCAGUGAAAAUGUCUUUAUUGAGGAUCUCCAAAAAGCUAUGAGGUGGGAGCACACUGAUGACAUGGCUGCAGAAAACAGUUUUAUGUAUGGGAGUUCGCACCGAAAUCAGAGAAUAGAAAGAUGGUGGCUGUCCAUGCGACAAGGUGGAGGUGAUUUUUGGAUAAAUCUCUUCAAGGACAUGGAAUCGCAGGGUAUAGUGGCAACAGACAACACGCUUCACAUGUAUUUUUAUAUAAAUAUUUGUAUUUUCAUAUAACUUACG